Messenger RNA from Periophthalmus magnuspinnatus, 6061 nucleotides. It is a transcript of the gene adgrb3, whose product is annotated as adhesion G protein-coupled receptor B3. The coding region runs from base 606 to 5201 and encodes 1531 amino acids. The transcript is spliced from 31 exons. Gene Ontology annotation, molecular function: G protein-coupled receptor activity. Gene Ontology annotation, cellular component: synaptic cleft; plasma membrane; postsynapse. Gene Ontology annotation, biological process: adenylate cyclase-activating G protein-coupled receptor signaling pathway; neuron remodeling; negative regulation of angiogenesis. NCBI's taxonomy places the organism in Eukaryota, Metazoa, Chordata, Actinopteri, Gobiiformes, Gobiidae. The record is from RefSeq and is a predicted model, not a curated record.
UUUCUUUCUCUGUGUUCUAACUCACGGGUAGCCCCCCAACAUCUUUUACAUCCACCCACUACGGAUCUGCUUUUUUGUAUCAUUUUCUCAUUUUCUCCCUUUCCAACAAAAAAAAAAUACAACACAUCAGGGGUGUGUGUGUGCGCGCGCGCGGGCAAGUUGCCGAGGAAAACAUUUCAUUGGGAAUAGAGACACUGGAGGCUGCCGAUUUAUUUGAUGGUGUAAGAAUUUUGGUUUUCUUCUUGGCGUCUUUCUUUGCCACUCUAUGAAUUUUCUGUCUCUCCCUGGCUGUCUCUAUCUCUCCCCUGCUUUCCUCUACUCUCUCUCUCUUCCGUCGUGUGUUUGUUGCGCUUCGCGUUUCUGUUGAUGGGAAAAACCCAGAAGAAGAUAUGAACGGUCGGACUGGAGGAUUGUAAGGAACAUAUAGGCUGUUUUUCCAAAUGCUCGCCCAUUGAAGCAUCUUGUUGCGCCCGGACUUCUGCUAACGUCGGGGAUGGAGACUAUUGAUUCACUGGAGGGCUGUACGAUUUAUUUAUAAAAGGAUGUGGUCAAGUAUGUUGGAAAAAUAGCCAUAGCUUCCGCAGUGUAAGGCCAAAUGACAUAGGAUGAAGGCUGUUCGAAGCCUGUUGAUUUAUAUAUUUUCCACCUAUCUUCUGGUUAUGUUCGGAUUAACUGGUGCCCAAGAUUACUGGUGUUCCACUCUGGUGAAGGGGGUCAUUUAUGGAUCAUAUUCAGUGACUGAGAUGUUUCCUAAGAACUACACAAACUGUACAUGGACGUUGGAGAACCCAGACCCAACCAAAUACAGCAUCUACCUGAAAUUAUACAAGCAAGACCUGGGCUGCUCCGAAUACUCUUUACUUUCUUAUCAGUUUGACCACUACUCACAGGAGAAGAUCAACGAGCUGCUCAGAGUCAACGAGUCUAUAGUCUACUUAUGUGAUACAAAGAAUAUUUAUGUAUUCCUACUAUACGACAAGAAUUUUGUUCAGCUGCGGAGAGUAUUUCCUUAUGAUUACAACGGAUUGACGCUACAAAAGCUUGAGGAGGAGGAGAAGUCUAUUGUGGAGUUUCUUGUGUUCAAUAAGGCCAGUCCAAGCCAGUUUGGGUGUCAGGUGCUUUGUACAUGGCUGGAAAACUGCCUCAAGUUGGAGAAAGGGACAGUGGAGACGUGUGGGAUCGUGUAUACAAAAUGCACUUGUCCUCAGCAUUUAGGCGAUGGAGAAUCUGAGAGUAUGCUAAUGCUGAACAACGUGGUUUUACCUUUAAAUGCUCAAACAGAGGGCUGCCUGGCACCGCAGCUCCAGGCUGGACAGGUGUGCAAUCUGAGUGCGGAAGUGAAGCGUCCGACUAAAGAAGAAUAUGGAAUGAUCGGAGAGCAUACAGUAAAAAGUCAGCGGCCAAGAUCAGUACAUGACACAAAGGCACUGCAGGAGAAGGCUGAUUCUGCUAAAUUUAUGGCACAAACUGGUGAAUCAGGUGCAGAGGAGUGGUCCCAGUGGAGCUCAUGCUCUGUAACUUGCGGUCAAGGGUCGCAGGUGCGAACAAGAACAUGCGCGUCACCAUAUGGAUCGCACUGCGCCGGCCCUUUAAGAGAAUCAAGGGUUUGCAAUAACACUGCCCCUUGUCCAGUGCACGGUGUGUGGGAGGAGUGGUCGCCGUGGAGUCUGUGCUCGUUCACGUGUGGCCGGGGUCACCGCACUAGGACUAGGAUGUGUGCCCCUCCGCAGCAUGGGGGGCGGGCCUGUGACGGACCCGAGACUCAGACUAAGCUUUGCAACAUAGCUCUUUGUCCAGUGGAUGGGCAGUGGCAGGAGUGGAGCCCAUGGAGUGAUUGUUCGGUCACCUGUGCCAAUGGGACCCAGCAGAGGACCAGACAGUGCUCAGCAGCAGCCCAUGGAGGAUCAGAGUGUCGAGGUCACUGGGCUGAGAGCAGGGAGUGCCAUAAUCCAGACUGUACAGCUAAUGGCCAGUGGAACCCGUGGGGCCCUUGGAGCGGUUGUUCGAAGUCGUGUGAUGGCGGCUGGCAGAGGCGUGUCCGAGUGUGUCAGGGUGCUGCAGUAACGGGACAACAGUGUGAAGGCAACGCCGAGGAAGUCCGCAAGUGCAGUGAUCAGCGCUGCCCAGCUCCAUAUGAGAUCUGCCCUGAGGACUAUGCAGUGUCCAUGGUGUGGAGACGGACUCCUUCAGGGGAGCUGGCCUUCAACAGAUGCCCUCCCAACGCCACAGGCACCACUAGUCGCCGCUGCUCUUUGGAUCACCGUGGUAUGGCCUUCUGGGAGCAGCCCAGCUAUGCUCGAUGCAUAACAAAUGAAUUCAGAUACUUGCAGCAAUCAGUUCAGGGUCAUCUUGCGAAGGGACAGAGGAUGCUGGCGGGAGAUGGGAUGUCCCAGGUGACCAAAAAUCUACUUGACCUCACCCAAAGGAGAAACUUUUACGCUGGAGACCUGCUAUCGUCGGUGGAGAUACUUCGCAAUGUGACUGAAACGUUCAAGAGAGCCAGCUAUGAGCCUUCUUCUGAUGAUGUGCAGAACUUCUUUCAAAUUAUCAGCAACCUUUUAGAGGAGGAGAACAAGGACAAAUGGGAAGAUGCACAAAAGAUCUACCCGGGUGCAGUGGAGCUCAUGCAGGUCAUAGAAGAAUUCAUUCACAUUGUCGGACUGGGGAUGAAGGAUUUCCACAAUGCCUAUCUGAUGACUGGCAACUUGGUGGCCAGCAUCCAGCGACUGCCAGCCGUAUCGGUGAUGACUGACAUCAACUUCCCCAUGAAGGGUCGUAAAGGCAUGGUCGACUGGGCCAGGAACUCCGAAGAUAAAGUGGUCAUCCCCAAGGGCCUCUUUGUUUCGCAGUCAGCAGCAGAUAUGGAAGGAUCCCCUGUCUUCAUUCUGGGAACAGUCCUCUACAAGACGCUGGGACUAAUGUUACCGUCACCACAGAACUACACUGUUGUGAACUCCAAAGUCAUUGCUGUGACAGUGCGCCCAGAGCCUAAAGCUACGGAAUCCCAUAUGGAGAUUGAACUGGCUCACUUAGCAAAUGGAACAAUGAACCCGUACUGUGCGCUGUGGGACGGCAACAUCAUGAACGAUUCUUGGGGAGCCUGGUCCUCUAAAGGAUGUAAAACCGUGCUCACAGAUGCAUCCCAUACUAAAUGCUUAUGUGAUCGCGUAUCUACCUUCGCCAUUUUGGCUCAGCAACCAAGAGAAAUAACCAUGGAGUACUCAGGGGUCCCAUCUGUGACACUGAUAGUUGGCUGCGGUUUGUCCUGUCUUGCCUUGAUCACCUUGGCAGUAAUCUAUGCUGUGCUAUGGAGAUACAUCCGUUCAGAGCGAUCCAUCAUCCUGCUUAACUUCUGCCUCUCUAUAGUGUGCUCCAACAUAUUGAUCCUGGUCGGACAAACUCAGACACACAAUGUGGGAGUUUGUAUCAUGACAACAGCUUUCCUUCACUUUUUCUUCCUGGCCUCUUUCUGCUGGGUGCUCACGGAGGCUUGGCAGUCGUACAUGGCAGUGACAGGGAAAGUUCGAACCAGGUUGAUCCGCAAGCGCUUUUUGUGUCUGGGCUGGGGAUUGCCAGCUUUAGUGGUUGCGGUCUCCAUGGGGUUCACUAAAACAAAGGGCUACGGGACACCAUUAUACUGUUGGUUGUCUUUGGAGGGUGGCCUCUUGUAUGCUUUUGUCGGUCCUGCAGCUGCUGUUGUUUUGGUCAACAUGGUGAUCGGUAUACUGGUUUUUAAUAAGCUUGUGUCCAGAGAUGGCAUUCUGGACAAGAAGCUGAAGCACCGUGCAGGACAGAUGAGUGAGCCGCAUACAGGAUUAACUCUCAAGUGUGCCAAAUGUGGUGUGGUAUCAACAACUGCUUUAUCAGCAACUACAGCGAGCAACGCAAUGGCGUCCUUGUGGAGCUCGUGUGUGGUCCUGCCUCUGCUGGCGCUGACCUGGAUGUCCGCUGUGCUCGCCAUGACGGACAAACGCUCCAUCCUCUUUCAGAUCCUCUUUGCCGUCUUUGACUCUCUGCAGGGCUUUGUCAUCGUUAUGGUGCACUGUAUUCUGAGGAGAGAGGUCCAAGAUGCAUUUAGAUGUCGGCUGAGAAACUGCCAAGAUCCAAUCAGCGGGGAUGCAACAGGAACCUUCCCUAAUGGGCACGCUCAGAUAAUGACUGACUUCGAGAAAGAUGUGGACAUUGCUUGCAGAUCAGCUCUCCACAAAGACAUGGGCUCUUGUCGUGCCGCCACCAUCACAGGCACUCUCUCCCGCAUCUCCCUGAAUGAUGAAGAGGAUGAGAAGGCUCCCGAAGGCCUCAACUACUCCACGUUGCCUGGCAACAUCAUCUCCAAAGUGUUAAUCCAGCAGCCGUCCUCUCUGCACAUGCCGAUGGGAGUGGGAGAUCUGAAGGAGCAGUGUAUGGGAGACAGUAACACAGAUAUGCGGCGCACUGUUUACCUGUGCACUGAUGACGCCCUGCGGCAGAGUGAGCAGGACAUGUCCCACGAGCUGGAGGCGCACGCAGCCGGGCAGAUGAUGGAGACUGACUACAUCGUCAUGCCCCGUGCUUCUGCCGCUUCAGCCAUGCCUGGCUCCAACGUGCCCACUCUUGUCAAAGACGAUACCAAGAUGAACAUCCCCAUGGAUAAGCUGUCCCACGAGAGGCUGAUGCACUACAAGAUGAACCCAGACUUCAACAUCAGCCCGCAGGCAAUGGACCACAUGAAUGUGAACCUGGAGCAGCAGUACCCCAGGGUCCCAGAGCAGAUGCAGAACCUGCCCUUUGAACCGCGCACUGCAGUCAAGAACUUCCUCGCCGAGAUGGAGGAGUCUGCAGGCCUGUCGCGCAGUGAAACAGGGUCCACAAUAUCUAUGAGCUCACUAGAGAGACGAAAAUCAAGAUAUUCAGAUCUAGACUUUGAGAAAGUCAUGCACACCAGGAAAAGACACAUGGAGCUGUUCCAGGAACUGAAUCAGAAAUUUCAAACCCUGGACCGAUUUCGAGACAUACCAAAUAUGGGCAGCAUGGACAAGGCAAUGCCAAACAAGAAUCCAUGGGAGAGCUACAAUCCAGCCUGCGAGUAUCAGAAUUACGCAACUAUGAAUGUACUAGAACCUAACACUAAGGACUCUCUGGAGAUGACGGCAGCCGAGUGGGAAAAGUGUGUCAACUUACCCUUGGAUGUCCAGGAGGGUGACUUCCAGACCGAGGUGUGAGGAGAGGAGGACAGAGGCCUAUAGAAAAUGCAAUUGUUGUGGAAGAGUUGGAUAAGAGAUGUAUUUUGCACUGAACAAAGCAACAGACUUUUUUAAAAACAGCCUUGGCAUACAUAUCGUAUGACAGUAUACGUAUGACAGGGACAUUAUGUGCCAAUCCAAUAUACGGACUGACUGGCGAGAGAGAGAGCAACAGAGAAAAGAAAAAGGGAAAAAACAUCCGUGUUACUUUUGUAUUCUCACUAGUGUACUUAGUGUGGGACAGCCUGGUGUACUAUAUCUACCAUCCUGUGUUUCAAAUGAUCCGUGGAGGAAUUGGCCCAAAAUCUCCAGAAGACACACCUCACAAAGCAACGACAUGCCAUGCGGUCCCAGCUUCGUCGGGCCUAGUUUUGAUUUGAGAAAACUGGUCCCACGCAGCACAAUGUACAUAUUUAUGCAGGUUUUUAAAAACGUUUAUAACAGUCAGUUUGGCCAUUACACUUUUUACUUUAUAAUAUAAAACAUGGAAGGCAAAGAGAAUUUUUCUGUCAUAUUAAAAUGAAUGUUUGUCAAGCUACAUUCUUCAUUGCUUUAAAUGCAAUAAAGAUAAUACUCACUUUUAUAUAAAUAAUAUAUUUCACAAGUUUAAUACUGCAGAAUCUGCUUGAAGGAUCCCAGCAAGCUCUCUCAUCUGCAGCUCUGUAUAAAAUAUUUAAAAACAAAAUGUUGUAUGGUGUAAAUAAACUUUUGUCUACAUAUGUUUUACUUGUGCCAAUUUAUUUUAAUGAAAAAAUGCCAACCCGAUAAAAAGUUAUAGCGAAAAUGUUAACAUUUGAAAAGGAAUGUAAAUAAAAGAGGAAAUAUGUUCGUACAGCUCC